AUAUUUUAAUAAAAGUAGUAACGAUGAGAUUUUCUUUAUUGAAAAAGAAACUUACAGAAAAACGUUUUAAACUUGAGAGAAAUUGUUUUAAACAUGGUUAGUAACAAUGAGAUUUUCUAUAUUAAAAAUGAAACUUACAGGAAAACGUUUUUUCACUUUUGUUUCACAAGAGAAACAACUUUACAGUUCUUACUUUCUUUGUUGGGCUAAUCAUAGAACGGGAGAAAGGGAACAGCUCUUCUCUUAUAUAAAUCUACACAUAUGCUCAUGCAUUGCUGUGUGGUUCACACUAUAAGGCUUUUCAUUAUAGUAAGUUAUCUUUCGUUUCAAAGAUAUAUGUCAUACUCUAUGGAGGACCUAAGGGAACCCCUCAAUGGUAAUGGAGAAUAUGUGUAUGAGAAUUUCCAUGACAUUGUGAUUGUAGGAGGAGGAGUUGCAGGCCUUGCCACAGCCCUUGCCCUCCAUAGGUUGGGUGUAAAGAGCCUAGUACUUGAGAAGGCCAGUAGCCUUAGAACUAGUGGGGCUGCCUUCAUUAUGUGGGCUAAUGCAUGGAAAGCUCUUGAUGCUCUUGGUGUUGCAGACUCACUUCGUCCAAAUUAUUGCCAACUUGAUGGAAUUUCUGGCUGGUCAAAUUGUACUGGGAUGAAAAAGGCAGUCCAACUCAUAAAGAAGGCUAAAGGGAAAUUAACUAUGAUGAUGGAAUCCAGAUGUAUAGAACGAAUCAAACUUAUAGAAACACUUGCUAAAGAAUUGCCAGAGGGAACUAUCAGAUUCAAUUCUGAAGUUGUUUUGAUAAAUAAGGAUAUCUCAUCUUCUCUGACCUUGUUGAAGCUUGCAGAUGGAACAUCUAUUACAACAAAGAUAUUAAUAGGCUGUGAUGGAGUUUACUCAGUAGUUGGGAGGUGGAUGGGUAUACCACCAGCAAAGUCUUCAAGACGCACUGCUAUUCGAGGCAUGACAACAUAUGAGGAGAGCCACCAACUAGAAAAGUUUCAUUCACAGGUUUGGGAUAGAGGAUUAAGAGCUGGAUUCAUUCCUUGCACAGAAAAACAAGUUUAUUGGUUUCUAACCAGAAGAUCACAACCUCAAGAUGUAAAUAUCUCUGGUGAUGCUGAAAAGAUUCGACAAUCAACUUUAGACACUAUCCGUGAUUUCCCAAAACCAUUUGCAGAGUUGAUUGAAGCAACUCCGGCAGAAACCAUUAGUUUGGUAGAUAUGAAGGUGAGGUUAGCAUAUCCAUGGGAGAAGCUCCUACCUGGUAAAGGAAAUGGAAGUGUGACACUUGUAGGAGAUGCAUUGCAUCCAAUGACCCCUGAUCUUGGUCAAGGCUCAGGUUGUACUUUGGAGGAUGCAGUAGUUCUGGGAAGAUGUCUCGGAGAAACUAUGAAAAACAUAAACAUUGUACAAUGGGGUGAGGAUAAAGAGAAAAAGAUAGAAUGGUGUUUCAACAAAUACUUGCAAGAGAGGAGAUGGAGAGUGUUUACCCUUAUCAGUGCAGCAUUUAUUAUAGGAAUUGUGAACGAAGGAUCCUCUAAACUCAUUCGUUUUGGUCGUGAUAGAAUUUUAUUUCCAUUGUUUUCCAUGUCAUACUUCAAGUAUUUUGCAGACUUUGACUGUGGAAGUCUGAAAUUCGAUUCAUCCAAAGAGUGAAAACAAACAUUUGCUCUUCAAUAAGAAAUAUGUAAGGAAUAGUCAGACAGUAAACGGGUUAAGGAAACCAAUUCAAAUAUUAUUAGAAUCCUUACCAAAGAUUUGUAAAUCUCGUUAUGAAAUAAUCUAAUCAUUCCCUUUCUUGAUUUUAA
Molecule: messenger RNA, 1802 nt
Organism: Cryptomeria japonica (Japanese cedar)
Lineage: Eukaryota; Viridiplantae; Streptophyta; Pinopsida; Cupressales; Cupressaceae
Product: monooxygenase 2
Exons: 7
Coding region: 262-1650 (462 amino acids)
Molecular function (GO): FAD binding
Source: RefSeq, a predicted model, not a curated record